UCUCAAAAAUAAAUUAUCUUUCACAUUGUAAGCUCAAAAUUUUCCAAGUCUCCAUUUCGAAAUCUUAUCGCUGGGGCAAGAUUCCUGAAAAUUAAUUCCAUUCGAAAUAAGGACAAGCGGCUGGAAGAGUCGAAAGAAGAACAAGUUUGAAAUUCAUUAGUCAAUAUCAAUAUCAUCUGGGUUUCUUUUUUGCCUGAUUUCGGUUGCCAUAUUGUUGCUUAUUCAAGAUGAUGCGUUGUGUGGUACAUGUGAACACGCCAGUCAACAAACUAAGCGAUGGUUUCAGGAAUCAGCUGACGACUAUGCUUUCAAAACGAUACAAUCUUGAAAGAGGGAACAUCGUCGUUUUACUUCGAGAAGGUCUCCGUCUUAUGCGAACGGGGACCCUGGAUCCGUGCGGGUAUAUCGAGCUCUUUGGUUGUGAAGGGGUAUUUGAUGACGCAGAGAAGAACAGAGAGGAUACAACGGCUCUUAUUCAGCUAUUACAAAAAGAUUCAGGGAUACCUCAGGCAAGACUCUUCGUACUCAUGAGACCUCAAUGGAGUUCUAACUGGGGACAGAUCGGUGGACAAAGCUUGGUCAUGGAUGCCUGAAACCAUACACUGCAAAAACUCCUGUGUUGAUUUAACACCAGCCCGGAAUCUAUACAUGUCCACACCAGAGAAGUGUUAAACAACACCAGAUUCGUUUUGGUCUAACACCAGAAAGGUGUUUAUACAACACCAAUUAGUAUUAAGACAGCAUCGGUUUGAUUCCAAACUGGUGUUGUUUCAAUACUUCUCUGGUGUGGACAUAUUAUACAUUUUUUUUGGGACGCACUGUAUAGAUUCCGACUUUUUGCAGUGUACUCCCAUAGGAUUCCUCUCCAGACUUCAUGAAGCACUCGUUGAUUCGCUCCAGAUUUCUUCUAUAAAGUUAUUCUCAAUAUAGUUAUUCUAAAUUAUAUAUAAAGUUUGAAAUAAUUAUUGCCCGCGGGAGUAUGAGAUAUGGAAUACCACGGAAAAUGUCACAAAUAAUGAAUAAAUAUGAAGACUCAUACAGGGGUGAUCCCGGGAGCCCCCCCCCCCCCCUUGAUCAUUUUUGGGGGUCACCCCCCCCCCCUCGAAUUUUAAAGUAUGUAAUAAACCUUACAUAUCUUUUGAUCUGUUCACAGAAUGCCCCAUUUGCGCCCAAUAUUUUAUUGUUCAUAUGCCAGGCGGCUAUUUUUAUGGUUAAAGUGAGAAUUGUAUAGUGACUGAAUAUAUUCAGUUCGCUUGCUUCAUUUCUUUGCAUAACUUCGAUUAUACUCGUACAAUUCAAAAUGGAUUGAGUGGUGAUCUGAACUCCCCCCUUCCCUAUCUUGACAGCCACUGAUUAUCACAUAUGGCCAGUUUAACAAGUCGCAGAAGUUGCGUUAUAAAUCUAAAGUUAUCGUUUGUGACAUAAGGCCUUAUUGCUGUAAUUUUCCAGAUGACUCUAAAAUGAUACAGACCAUAAAAUAUAGACGUGUAAAUAAAUGUUGACUUCUUAUGGUGCCCGAUCGAAUAUCAAGUUAUAGUGUGUAAAUGAAUAGUAGGCCUAGACAAUUUUAAAUAUUUAUCUAUUUCAGAUUCAUAAAAUGAUGUAAAUAAUAAUACAAU
Molecule: messenger RNA, 1619 nt
Organism: Lytechinus pictus (painted urchin)
Lineage: Eukaryota; Metazoa; Echinodermata; Echinoidea; Temnopleuroida; Toxopneustidae
Exons: 4
Coding region: 228-593 (121 amino acids)
Molecular function (GO): phenylpyruvate tautomerase activity; cytokine activity
Source: RefSeq, a predicted model, not a curated record